Messenger RNA from Pestalotiopsis fici W106-1, 3552 nucleotides. RefSeq lists its product as uncharacterized. Bases 1 to 3552 code for a protein of 1183 amino acids. The transcript has 3 exons. NCBI's taxonomy places the organism in Eukaryota, Fungi, Ascomycota, Sordariomycetes, Amphisphaeriales, Sporocadaceae. Gene Ontology annotation, molecular function: chitin binding. The record is from RefSeq and is a predicted model, not a curated record.
AUGCUCAACUCCGUUCUGCCGCUGCUGCUCUCCGGAGCAGCGCUCACCAGCGCCACCCUCUGUCCCGUCAGCGUACUGGAUAACUUUGACGACCUCACCACUGGAGGACCUCGUGCUGCGGGAACACCUAUUGGUACUUACAAUGGAGUAAAGUUCCAGGAUUUCUACGUCGAAGAUCCCCAUGACAAGACUGGCAAGCUGCCUUACGGCAUCAACCCGGCCUCGGGUAACCAAUCUGCGCUCUACUAUGGCGACCAAUCCACACCAAUUGUCAAGGUCAACUACAUUGGUUCAAAGUACGACUCGUUUGACUUGACAUCCUUCAAGUUUGGCUGUGCAUUUGGAUUCCAGACGAUUCCCUUUGGUGUCUCGCGCUGCAUCGUAGCCGUUCUCGGCUAUAGGAAUGGCAACCGAGUGGCCGCUCAGCAGUUCAGCUACCUCCCAAACAUGCGCUCGACUACGGGAAACAUGAUCGUUGCUACACUGACUGACGAUUUCAAGAAUUUGGACAAGAUCCGAUUCGGCACUGGCUACUCACCAACUCUAUCCUCCGGUGGAGACCCAGCUGCGGCCGGCUUUGUUGGUGCUACCUGGUUCGAUGACAUUCAGUUCACCCUCUACCAGAACGUCAAUGGGGCUUGUCCAGGAUCGAGCUCGUCGUCGGUAGUUCUGCCAUCAACUUCUCUUUCUUCCUCCUCGACGUUGUUGGGAACAUCAUUGCCGAUUUCAGUACCAACGACCUCAGUAUCGUCUCCCAUCUCCACGGAUAUCUCGAUCCCGAUUUCUGUAUCUCCAUCAGUCUCGCUGAGCCCCAGCGUGACUGUUUCAACCGACCUGCUGCCCACGUCGACGGAAAUCCCUACAGUUCUGCCCACGACAAUCUCAGGAGUUUCCACUGACCUGCCCACAUCAGUCGAGGUAUCCACUGAUCUGCCCGUCACGACAACAAUUUCUACAGAAGUGCCAAUCACCACGUCGAUUGAGUUGCCUACAACACUUGACACUUCUUCAGAUAUUGCCACGUCUCUCGAGGUGACAACAGACCUGCCCACGUCUACUGAGAUUACAACAGACUUGCCCGUGUCGACUGAUGUUACGACCGAGGUCCCAACCUCCAUUGAAGUGCCUACCUCUAUUCCCACAACUCUUGAGGUGUCGUCGGACAUCACCACUGCAGUAGAGGUUUCAACUGACCUGCCUACGACAAUUCUUUCUACGGAUGAGUCCACGACAGUUGAGAUCACAACUGAAAUUCCCACAUCGAUCGAUGUUACGUCCGUGUUGCCGACCACCGUCGAUGUCACGACUGAUCUGCCCACGAUCACUGAUAUCACGACUGAUCUACCAACGGUCACCGAUAUCACCUCUGAUAUCUCCUUGACAAUCGAGACCUCGACAGAUCUCCCUACAACUAUCGAGACUUCCAUUGAAUUGCCAACUUUGACAUUGCCAACUUUGACGUUGCCCACUUUAACGCUGCCAACUUUGACGGAUAUCUCUACAGAUUUGCCCACGACGAUUGAGACUUCUAUUGAAGUGCCAACCUCUACUGAAAUCUCCACUGACCUGCCUAUCGAGACGACAGAGCUGCCAACUUCCGAGAUUACCGAUCUGCCGACUGAGACGACUGAGUUGCCCACGUCCACUGAUCUGUCUACCGAUCUUCCUAUUGAAACUUUGACGGAUCUCACGAGUUCGAUUGAUAUUACUUCAUUGUUGUCAUCGUUGACCUCGGACAUUGAUAUCUCCACGCUCCUGCCAACGACUAUUGAAGUCUCCACGGACGUGAUUACCUCAAUCGAGGUUCCCACGGAUGUCCCCACGACCAUUCUUUCCACGGAUCUGAGCACCACGGUUGAGAUUACCACCGACAUCCCGACCAUCACUGAGAUUCCAACGGAAGUCCCGACAUCUACAGAGAUCUCGACCGACCUGCCUGUUAUCACUGACUUGCCCACUGAGACUAGCGUUGAGCUCCCUACUGAAACUCUGCCAACUUCCAUUGAGACUUCGGAGCUUCCCACCGACACCUCUACAGAUCUGACCACAGAAUUGCCUACGGACACUGUCAUCACGCUGCCUACUGAGACUCUGCCCACAUCGCUGGAUACUACCGAGCUUCCCACGGACACGACGGACCUGCCGACGGAUACGAUCACCCUCCCGACGUCUCUGGAGACCUCUACUGAGCUCCCGAUCGAGACAACAGAACUGCCAACGGACACUGUCAUCACGCUGCCUACAGAGACUCUACCGACGGAAACUCUACCAACGUCAUUCGAGACUACCGACCUUCCCACAAGCACCGAGGACAUCACCUCGCUGCCGACAGACUUGACAACCAUUAGCCUGCCGACUUCGCUCCCGGUCCCUACCAUCGAUACAUCUGAUAUCAUUACUGAUAUACCAACGACUAUCGAUAGCAGCACCAUCAGCCUGGAGCCCACGUUCGAUACAACAAGCGACCUGGUCCCUACUGACACGGAUAGCAUCAUCUCGACGGAGAUUACCAUUAUUGCCACACCUACUGGCGAGCCUACCAUUACAGUCUCGACGGAGAUUCCGAUCAGCACCGACGUUACCACGGACCUCAGCCACCAGACUAGUGAUCUUCCCACCGACAUCCCGACUACCGAGCUUCCCACAUCGAUUGAGACUUCUAUCGAGCUCCCGACUUCAGUCGAGACCUCUAUUGAGAUUUCAACGACUGAGCUCCCGACUUCAAUUGAAACUUCUAUCGAGAUCUCAACCACUGACCUGCCGACUUCGAUUGAGACUGAGCUCCCAACCUCAAUUGAGACUUCAAUCGAGGUCCCAACUUCAAUUGAGACUUCUAUUGAGAUCUCAACUACUGACCUACCGACUUCGAUUGAGACUGAGCUGCCAACUUCAAUCGAGACCUCUAUCGAAGUCCCCACUUCAAUUGAGACUUCAAUCGAGCUGCCCACUUCGAUCGAGACUUCAAUUGAGAUCUCCACCACUGAGCUUCCCACCUCGAUUGAAACCUCUAUUGAGAUUUCGACUACUGAGCUUCCGACAUCGAUUGAGACUUCAAUUGAGACUUCGAUUGAGAUCCCAACAUCGAUCGAGACUUCCAUUGAGCUCCCCACAUCGAUUGAGACUUCAAUCGAGAUUUCGACUACUGAGCUCCCUACAAGCGACAUCACAACAGAGCUGCCACCACUGACAACACCAACUGAGCUCCCGACAAGCCUCGAAACGAGCUUCACUAUCACAUCCAUCUCGAUACCGACCACGAUCUCGACGUUGAUUCCCGUCACAACGUCGGUCAUCGUGAACCCACCAUUUGACUUUAACAUCACCGUCCCAGCAGACGGCGUUCCUCCUCUGUCCACCGACGGCCGCUGCGGUGUCGAAUACCACGGCACCGACUUCGAGACACGCUGCCCGACGGGCCAGUGCUGCAGCGCCUGGGGAUGGUGCGGCACCGGUGGUCUGUACUGCGCAACCUGCCAGUCCGCCUUUGGCGCCUGCUUCCGAUUUGGCAACUUCCGAUUCAGAAUUCCCAUCAACGCAACCACGCCCCAGUAG